AUGUACGCUGCCAGUAAACUAUGUAGUCAUAACACCUGGGAGCUGCAUCAAAUGCCGAUCAAGGCCUCAUAUUGCGAUGCCUGGUUUGCCGCGUGCCAGGCUGAUCAUUUCUGCACAGGAUUCGAUGGAGACUUCUUUUCUUGUGCAGGACUAUCAAAGAACGUCGACAAAGAGGCCCAAAUCAUGAACCAGACCUGGGGGGCAGUUUCUCGAGGCAUUGCAGCUGCAGACAACUAUGCUCGAGAGACCAUGUAUCGGAUGCUGCACAUGGCCGUGGUGAUCACCAGCACGGUGGCAGUCUUGGCUUGUGGGAUUGGAGGUUUCUUGAUACAUCGAGAAUGCCAAGGAAAACCCGUCUUUAAGCCGCCACCUUUUCGGGCUGCACCGAGCCUGAUGGGUGCUCAACAGUAUUUGGAGCUCUCAGAAGUCUCCUGA
Molecule: messenger RNA, 435 nt
Organism: Durusdinium trenchii
Lineage: Eukaryota; Dinophyceae; Suessiales; Symbiodiniaceae
Source: the annotation of a GenBank genome assembly